AUGGCGGUGGCCACAUGGCUAGCAGCGAUUUGUGGCGCAGCUGCAGUGCUGCUACUGGUGUGCUACGUCCUCCUCUCAAGCACAGCGAGGAAGCCCAAGAAGUCCAAGAAGAAGCGCGAGCCGGCCAUCCAGGAGGAGGCCAAGAACCUGGCCCAGACCCGGCGGGAGGUCGUAGGCCGCGCGACGCAGCUCACCAAAGAGGAGAUGGCGAUCCAUUUGGGCCGGGGACCCGACGUCAUCGAGAAGGAGCGACUGCUGAAGCGCGACGCGCUCCACGUCUUCCGCAAGCUUCAGGCAUGCACGCCCGAGGAUAGGUCCUCGCUGUAUGCCGAAGCCGUUCAGCUCUUCGACAGUAUCGAGUCUCGGGGCUUCGCGGGCAUGGCGUCAGCCCGGAUCGUUUUCUGCAAUGCGGUGAUGGAGUGUGAUGGGCUUGAGUCGCUGCGCGGCGCGCAGGAGCAACAAGACAGUGCAGCCGCGCAGCUGGUCCGGAAGUUGUCGGCGAGCAUGGCGACGCGGACCAUCUUGCAGUCGAACCGGGCGUAUGAUCACAUAUACGAUCCCAACUACACCACGUCUCACCCCAAUGACCACUACAGGCAAACCAGCAAGGCCAUGUUCAACGCCCAACGGAUCGAGCGGGUGCCGGAUGACAAGUACCUCUUUUCCGAGUUGCCGCACUACCCCCGCUGUACCAUUCAGGUUACCAGCAAGGAGGCUCUGCCAAGACAUGUGGACAAGGACUGGUUCUCGCCGCAAGAGCGUCCAGCAGACGCAACGCAGGAUGUUGUGUACGGCUCGCAGCGGUUUAAGUUCCAGGCCUGGCCGAACAAGCAGAUGCUUAGCACGCUGCCCCACAUCGUGCAGUACGCCUUCAAGUCCAACCACGGCAGCUUCCCAGCGGAAGGUACCAUGGCCUCGGAGCCGCCGACCAAGACGGUGGCCACGCAGUCCAUGUUCCGAGAGUCAGAGGCUCAGACGGUGCCCUACUCGCCGGACUACCAGAUCCCGGCCAACCAGGUGCCGGAGGUGCUGCAGCUCACUCACCUCACCUAUGGUGCAGGUCUCCCGGCCUCAGAGGCGGAGCUGCUGAUCAUCGAGCGCACUAGGCAGAAGCGGAUCUUCAAGCAGAUGCUGCCACCGCCCUGCGACGAGUUCGGCAUGGAAGUCCGGAUCCAACUCAUGGAGGCGCAAGAGUUCCGAGAAUGGGCUGACCGCGAGCGGACCAUCAAAGAGCUGCAGGACAAGCGAUUGCAGUUGCUGCAUCAGGCCUUUGAGCAGCGGGACGCCCACCGCGAGAACUCGCAGCUGGGCAAGAUCGACCGAGUGCGGCAGCGGAAAGAGGAGGAGAGGGACCGCAAGCUCGCGGCCUGCCAGCGGCUACGCACCAAGGUGCUUCGGAAGAUGCAGAAGGAGCGCACAAAAGCCGAUGCUCCCGGGCAAAAGCGCGACGUCAUCGCGGAGUAUGCCGACUUCACCUCCGAGGUCUACGCUCCUUUGGCCCGUCACGGGCACGUGCCGGAUUACAACACGGCCAAGAUCGAGGCCGACCUUGCCAGCUUUCCUGGCUUGGUGCAGCUGGAAGCGUCGCUGCAUCCCUCGGUGCUGCGGGCGCCGGAGAAGCAUCCGAAGGACAUGGAGAAGAAGAAGUCAAGCCAUCAGAUCCGGAAGGAGCUGGAGAUGACGACAGCGCUGAAGACGGCCAUGGAGAGUAUCAAGAAGGAGCUGCAGCAGAACGAGGGCGAAGCCGGCAAGGGCGACACCUCGCCUGGUACUGGGCUGAAGAAGUUCCAUCUGAGGAACGUCUUGGAGCGGCCAGACUCGCCCAGGGACAAGAACGACGUCCUGCCGGAAGAAGAGGAGCAGGAGUCUGCCGUCCUUCUGUUGCAGCGCCUUAUCCGUGGCCGCGCGUACCAGAACCUCAUGUUUGAGGGCAAGGAGAAGCGCCUGGACCUCAUCAACGAGCUCCGUGCCGCGGAGCGCUUCGCGGAGACCGCCACCCGUGUGGAGGAGAAGCGGUACGUGGACCAGAUGCGGGACAAGGCCUUUGAAGGCGUCCUGGAGUCCGUGCAGGGCAGCGUCAUCUCCCAGACGUUGGACCAGUUGUCCAAGGAGCUGCUGCGGUUCCAGGAGGAGCGGCGCAUCGCGGCCAUGGUGAAGCUGGCGGAGAGGGAUCGCCAGGAGCGCCAGGCCAUGGAGAGCGGCCGGCGCCAAGCCGAAGAGAGGCUGCGGGAGCGCGAGGACGAGAUGUUCCGGCAGAUCAUGGGCGUGCAUCAGGGCACCGUAGAUUCCUACCUGGAGGAAGUGCUCACCAACACGGUGGAGGAGGCGGCGCAGUCCAGGGCUCUUACAGAGGCCCGGCUCAAGGCGCAGUACAUCAACCAGGUGGUGGACAAGCUCGAGGCUUCGGCCCAGGAGCCUGAAGUGGUGGUCCGGGAGCUGGUGCAUACCUUCAACCUGCCGCACGUGCAGAGAGAGGUGAUCCAGCGCCGCAUCGCCCAAGAGAAUAAGAGGUUCUCCGAGGCCGCGCGCGGCGCGCUGGACGAGACCUACAAAAGGGUCACUGAGCAUGUGAACCCACCGCAGUGAUGGCGCCGUGUGGUCUCCAUCGUGUCACGUGUCACCAGUCUUUGCAUGCGACCGAAACGCAGAGAGGUCGGAC
Messenger RNA from Effrenium voratum, 2659 nucleotides. NCBI's taxonomy places the organism in Eukaryota, Dinophyceae, Suessiales, Symbiodiniaceae. The record is from the annotation of a GenBank genome assembly.